CUUCCCCACCCAUCUGACAAGAAGAGAGUUCCGGGUUCUUUCCAGCCGAGAGCUACUCGCUACUCCAACUGUUGCUGCUCUUUCAUCGCGGCGUUUAUACGGCAGCGCUAUGUCUCUUUUACUGGACAACCAAUUCAAAGAGCUGCCUCCUGACAAGUCGGUGGACACAAAGUUGUUCCUGGACACUGUUUCUCAUAUCCCUGCAUUCUUUGACUGCUUGGGAUCAACAGUGUUUUCAGUCAUCAAAUCCGACAUUAAUGGCAAUAUAACGAAAAUUAGAGGAGUAUAUAUGAAGGAUCCUGCAAAGUAUGUCACCCUGCAGGAUAUCCUGGUGGCAGAGCGAGAAGCCCAUGCAGCAGAGUGGCCUAAAGUUGGAGCAACAUUAGCUCUGAUGUGGCUGAAAAGGGGUCUCCGUUUCAUACAGAUCCUGCUGCAGAGUUUGGCAGAUGGAGACAGGGAUGAGAACAACCCCAACCUGAUUCAGGUCAAUGUCACCAAAGCCUACCAAGAGGCGCUGAAGAAAUACCAUGGCUGGUUUGUGCAGAGGAUUUUCCAAGCAGCGUUACACGCAGCUCCCUACAGAUCAAACUUUCUCAAGGCACUGUCGAAGGGAGAGGAAGUGAAGGAGGAGGACUGUCUGGCAAACGUGCGUCAGUUCCUGGUUAAUUACACUGCCACUAUAGAUGCCAUCUACGACAUGUACACAGAUCUAAACGCAGAGCUGGACUACACUGUUUGACGGCCCAGGACAUUCACUGGACUGGACAGGGCUGCAGUGGUGGUACUGGCAGCAGUAAUGGCGGUGGUGGAACAUCGAGGCUUUUGGGUGUGCAGGCCAGAUGCUGCGACGAGAGGUUCUGCCGUCUCUGGAUACAGGCCAGCAUGUUAGUUCACUAGGGCUGUACACAGCCUGGGUAAACCUGCUAGAAUAAAGGGGAAAACAAUGGUUUUCACUUUAUAGCCAAUACUAUGAACACCAAAGGUAAUGCUGAUUAAACAAGACUAAAAGCAACAGCGUUUUGGGCUAAAUGCUAACUUCAGCAUGCUAAUAUUGUCAUGAUGACAAAGCUAACAUGCUGGUGUUAAGCAGGUAUAUGUAAAUCACGUUCAACGUUAGCUACUUAGCACAUUAGAGUAUCAAUUGAGGCUGAUGGGAAUAUCAUUUGUUUUGCAGAUAUUAGGUCAUAAACAAUUAAUUUAAAUUUUGAAUGGCGGUAUUUAAAUUCUGAAUGUCAGUAUCAAAAUUUCAUGGCAAUCCCAUCAAUUAGCCAUUGAGAUAUUUCACAAAAAAACAAAAAUGUCAGCCUUGUGGUACCACUGAAGGUAAAGUCAGAGGACCAGCAAAGUCUGUAAGUCUCAUUCUCUAAAGACCACAAAUGCCUGUAUGAAAUUUUAUGGCAUUCAGGGCUGUAGUUGUUGAGAUAUUCCAGUCUGGACCAAGGUGGUGGACCAAUACUGUCAUCCAUAAAGAAACAGUGCUAGCAUGACUUAGAAACCUUUAUCCGAUUGCAUUGUCAUGCCACAUAGAUCUGAGGAUCACUGGAAAGAAAGUAGAUGCCAACUUAAAGUUUGGAAGAAAAAUCAAAUGAUAAGCAAUACAUUCAAACUCUUGCAUCAAACAUCAAUUUGAAGAAAACUGCAGGCAUGCACACCACACAAAAACCCCAUAGGAGACUCUCCUCUUUCAAAAACAUUGCUUCCACGUUACUUCAGUAGCUUAGAUAUCUUAAAACUCUUCAACGUCUUGGGUCCUUUUACCAUAUUAAAACUCCGAAGCCCCGCUUUGAACUGCCGAGACUGUGCAUUUAAGAAAGUAAUAUCACUUAAUGAUGACUCCAUCUCCUCCCCCUGCUUAGUUGUUAUGAUGGUUCUUUCCUGUUAUCAACCUUGGUCUGUCGGCUGCAAUCACACAGAUCAUUUACAAGGCCUCCUGUAGCCUCAGGCUGUGUGUUUCAAUUUGUAACUAGCCCUGAGACCUGGGUUCCUUGUUCCAUAAAUUUAUGGCUGUAUUGAUCAGCAGAGAAAGCCAAAACCAGCUCACUCCCUAAAAUAGGCUGGGCUGUUUGCAGAGUUAAGUAUUGUCGGAGGAAAUGAGAGGCUGGGUCUGAAAAAGAAGGCGCCUCUCCACAGCUGUGCUGAUUGAAGCAAUCACUCUGAAAAGAAAGCCAGGCAUUGGGGGAAUAUUUCAGAGAUAAUCGCAUUUGACAUUCUCUUUGAUUAUCUGAAAGAGUCAGCAAAUCUGAAAGCUAGCACUGCAAAACUAAAAAACCUGGGGCUACCAUAAAAUACUUAUUACCGUAUGUAAAUCAGGUAUCUUGUAGACCAACAACUGCAAUCAAUGCAAAAUAUGACAGAUGUGUGGCCUAUAAGUCUGUCGUUAAUGGUUGAUAAAUCCAAUGAUUGCUAAUAGAAAGAGACACAGUAGGCCUAUUUUCAUUUCAAGACAGUAGUCCCCAACAAGGGUGAUAUAAGCCUGCAGCAUACAGCUGUCAGACUGCCUCUUUUUCUCGUUUGGUUUUUCAGUUCUUCAGGAUUUUUGCCUUCAUUUCUCCCUCAGGGUCCAGGGGCCAGCUAAAGUGAGUCAACCACAGAACAGAGUGUUCAGUGAUGAGCUGCAGAAACAUGAUUACCUUCGCCUCAAAAAGGAAGAAGAGACAGAGUGGCUUUCAUUUUACUCAGGUGCCAGCCCUCGCUCUUCUCUUCCUCGUGCGCCCGCUUCCCCUCCUCCGCUCAACAUCUGUCCCUUGGUGACAAGCCCACUUCAAAACUGCUCGGUGCAACCUGUCUCGUCUGAGCACACACAUCUGAGGAGCUAAAAGCCUCGGCAUGGUCAGAUUCCAUUUUGGAAAUAAUAGCAGUUUCACAACAACCCCUUCCAUUACCACACAUUUGUCGGGAGGGAGGUGCCGAAAACGCAGAAGGAACACAAGAGAGAAAAAAGUAUCUCCAGGGAAAUCCCUUCACUAGCAGAAAAUGAGACGUGAAUUGGAAUACCUUCCAUUACCCCCGUAAUUUGCAGCUGGAAGAAAAUACAUCAAGGAGGUCAUUAUAAUUCAAAGGGAGGCCAGCAGUGGCUUUGAGAAAAAAAAGUUUCACUGAAAGCAGAAACGGGAGCUAGAUACGAUGCAUAAAGUACAAGUAAUGAUGGUUUCUUUCAUCCCUGCUAUCUAAAUUUUAAAUUUAAAGAGAUUUUAUGAAAACUUAAGCUUAAAAUUGCCUUCUUGCUCUUGAAUAGAAUUACCCGAAAAAGGGAAGAGAGAUAAGAGAUGAAAGCGCUCCCAGAAUUCAUGAUAAUAUCUGGGCUAAGUUCUCAAGCAAUAUCAGUUCUCCAUUUAAUGUUCUGCUCAACAAAAAAAGUUCUGUGUCUUGCACUUUCUUAUGAUGUCAUAUCAAGAUUUCUCACAACUGUGACUGCUGAAAUUAUAUCUGACGACGGCAAAGUAACUGUCAGCAAUCUUAAAAAUGGCAGUCAUUAUUGUAGUUCAACUCAACCUUCACAAAUAAGGUCAAAGAUCUUUGUCAUUAACAUAAUAGUCAGUGUGUUACUCUCCGUCCAAGACAGUUUGCUUCAAUCAGCUGCUCAAUCAGCAGCUAGUCUUUAUGGAACACAUUAUGGUAGAGGUUAUAAACCAUAUAUCUCACGUUUCACAUUUACCCCAAAGCCCAUACUUUGGCACUUUGAGCGUCUUACAAGUUCACUUCCUCAAGGACUUCUGUAACACGCAUAUUAAGGAGAAGGACGCAAAGUUUAAGCUGCAAGGACGUCUAAUCCUCGCCACUCUCGGGUGACAUCCACACAGCUGAUAAGGCAGCGUGAUGUGGUCCGCUGAGGGCGUGCCAGUGAGAUAAAGACCUUUUGCUUCGCAGUCCAUCUGACUGUCCCCCCCCAGUUUCCCUGAUAAGGUUGUUUUGGUAGACAUGUUUAUUUUUAAGCCUCUUCCCUCAUCAUUGACAGGAUUUAAAAUGCCUCAUUUUCUAAUGUCAUCCAUCCUGGGAUCAGGAAUGGGGCAUUUUCUGAGAAGAUAAGGUCAACUGAGGGAGCCAUAAGGGAAGUGAUGGAGAGACUUUAUAAUGGCUGCUUCAGUUUAGCAGGCAGAUAGCUGAUGCCUUACUUGUUAUUAUUUUAAUAGCAUCUGUUCAAGAAAAAAUAUACCCUAUAGCUAAUUUUCUGGAGACAGCUAUUGAUGCAUUGUCAUCAAACUAGCACAAAUCAUAUACAUGCUAUAAUAGGGAGCCUGACUUAUGUUAAACUGCAGACUGUCUAUGCUAUUUCUUUGGAUAAUAAAGCUGGGUAUGCAUGAUUACCCACACAAUA
Molecule: messenger RNA, 4315 nt
Organism: Lates calcarifer (barramundi perch)
Lineage: Eukaryota; Metazoa; Chordata; Actinopteri; Centropomidae
Product: glycolipid transfer protein
Exons: 6
Coding region: 110-739 (209 amino acids)
Biological process (GO): intermembrane lipid transfer; ceramide transport
Cellular component (GO): cytosol; cytoplasm; membrane
Molecular function (GO): ceramide 1-phosphate binding; ceramide 1-phosphate transfer activity
Source: RefSeq, a predicted model, not a curated record